AGCAGACCUCCGAUUGAGAAUUCCUGGACUUCUUUUGAGAGCUUUGAGAGGAAAGGGCCUGUGUCUUGUGUUGCCAGGAUUUACCCAUUGACUCACAACCCACCCCCAAUUGAAAAAGUUUCCCAAGAUGGGCCUCUUCAAGAACUAUCGUGUCUACAUCCUCACAUCGGUGGCCUAUUCAGGCUCGCUCCUGUUUGGCUAUGACACUGGUGUGAUGGGUAGUGUCCUCUCCCUUGACAGCUUCAAGAACGACUUCGGCCUCCCCACAGAUUCGACGGGUUUCGCAUCCGAGAAGAACUCACAAGUGUCCUCCAACGUCGUAUCCUUGCUAACGGCGGGCUGCUUCUUUGGCGCCAUCGCUGCUGCUCCCCUCAAUGAGCGCAUUGGGCGUCGCUACUCGCUCAUGAUUUUCAGCGUCAUCUUCCUUAUUGGUGCAGCCGUACAGGUUUCUUCUCUACAUGCUAUCGGGCAGAUCUAUGGAGGCCGUGUCAUCGCUGGCUUGGGAAUCGGGGGAAUGUCUAGUAUCACGCCUGUUUUCGUCAGCGAGAAUUGUCCUCCAAGAAUUCGUGGUCGGGUCUCGGGACUGUUCCAAGAGUUCCUUGUCAUUGGAAGCACAUUCGCCUACUGGUUAGACUACGGUGUUUCCUUGCACAUCAAGCCUAGUACCAAGCAAUGGCGUAUCCCCGUGGCAAUUCAGCUAAUCCCCGGUGGUCUGAUGUUGAUGGGACUGUUCUUUCUCAAGGAAUCGCCGCGUUGGUUGAGCAGCAAGGGCCGUUAUGAGGAAGCGCUGAGCUCCCUGGCCUACAUUCGCAAUGAAUCACCCGACAGCGACGCGGUGCAGCAGGAAAUGGCCGAAAUCAGAGCAGCAGUUGAGGAGGAAGCAUCUGCUACUGAAGGACUCACUUACAAGGAAUUCCUGCAGGCCAGCAACUUGAAGCGCUUUGCCUUUGCCUUCUGUCUCAUGUUCUGGCAGCAAUGGUCGGGAACCAAUUCGAUUGGUUACUACUCGAGUCAGAUCUUCCAAACUAUUGGAUUGAGUGCUACGAGUGCCUCUCUUUUCGCUACUGGUAUCUAUGGAACAGUCAAGGUCGUUGCCACAGCCAUCUUCCUCUACGUUGGUAUCGACAGAUGGGGUCGCAAGCCCAGUUUGAUUGGUGGUGCCUUCUGGAUGGCAAGUAUGAUGUUCAUCCUUGGUGCUGUCUUGGCUGCGUAUCCUCCCGACACGAGCUCCAGCGGUGUCUCCAGUGCCUCCAUUGCCAUGGUUGUUAUGAUUUAUCUCUAUGUCAUUGGCUACUCCUUCUCGUUGGGCCCGACUUGUUGGGUUGUUGUCAGUGAGAUUUUCCCUACCCGCCUACGUGCAUACGGCGUUGGCCUGGCAGCUACCUCGCAGUGGCUGUGGAGUUUUGUCGUGACGGAGGUCACACCGAAAGCCGUCCAUAGCCUCGGUUGGAGGACUUUCCUCAUGUUUGGUAUUUUCUGUGUGGCAGCCGGCAUCUUCGUCAUUUUCUUCGCCAAGGAGACCAAAGGCCGCAGUCUGGAGGACAUGGACGUCCUCUUUGGCGCUGUUGACGAAGGCGAACGAAAAGAGGCGGUGGAGCACACCAUGCAUAAGCAAGGCGCCACUCAUAUUGAAGACAUGAAUGCGGAGACCGUUCGUGUCCGGAACAGCCAAGACAGGGUCUAG
This is a messenger RNA of Aspergillus homomorphus CBS 101889, 1684 nucleotides long. RefSeq names its product sugar porter family MFS transporter. Gene Ontology annotation, molecular function: carbohydrate:proton symporter activity. Gene Ontology annotation, cellular component: membrane. Gene Ontology annotation, biological process: carbohydrate transport; transmembrane transport. The transcript has 3 exons. Lineage: Eukaryota; Fungi; Ascomycota; Eurotiomycetes; Eurotiales; Aspergillaceae. Bases 128 to 1684 code for a protein of 518 amino acids. The record is from RefSeq and is a predicted model, not a curated record.